Wyeomyia smithii (pitcher-plant mosquito) is the source of this 963-nucleotide messenger RNA. RefSeq lists its product as uncharacterized. The record is from RefSeq and is a predicted model, not a curated record. NCBI's taxonomy places the organism in Eukaryota, Metazoa, Arthropoda, Insecta, Diptera, Culicidae. Bases 1 to 963 code for a protein of 320 amino acids. Gene Ontology annotation, biological process: DNA integration. The transcript has 3 exons. Gene Ontology annotation, molecular function: nucleic acid binding.
AUGGCUGGUUUUCAGUAUUUCAGUCACAUCGAUCCGUCCGAUGCCUACCUCCAGGUACAGGUCGAUGCAGCCAGCCAGCCACCCCUUUUUCUCCUGUUGGACAAAGGGCACUCCGGUGUCGAACGAAUGCGAUCUGUAGCGCGCCAAUACGUGUAUUGGCCAAACAUCGACGAAGAAGUUGCAAUCCUUGUCCGUUCCUGCGACGAGUGUGCCAGCGUAGCCAAGACAGACCGGAAAACCAAUCUGGAAUCCUGGCCAGCACCGACAAAACCGUGGCAGAAACUGCAUCUAGACUUUGCUGGUCCAAUGGAUGGGAACUUUUUCCUUAUCCUUGUCGACUCGUACACUAAAUGGCCGGAAGUUGUGCGAACUGAAAAGAUCACCACUCCAGAAACCUUGCGGAUCCUUCGAGGAAUGUUCGCAAGAUAUGGUAACCCGGAAACGCUAGUCACUGAUAAUGGGACUCAGCUCACCAGCAGUGGAUUCGAAGCAUUCGGUAACGCUCGUAGUAUCAUCCAUCUUAAGACUGCACUAUAUCAUCCGCAGUCCAAUGGGUUAGCCGAGAGGUCGACGCCCUGCCGUAGUGCACCUGGUGGGAAGUCGCCUGGCGAUUUAAUGUUUGGCAGACCAAUUCGCACAGCUUUGGAGCUACUUCGGCCGCCAACGACGUUCCAAAAGCAACUAGGCUGUGCUCAAGAACAACAGUUUAACCGAAAACACGGAACAAAAGCUCGUAGUUAUCACCCUCAAGAUCUCGUAUGGGCUAAGGUGUAUUCCGCCAACAAGUGGAUUUGGCAGUAUGGAAUGAUCAUCGAGUGCAUCGGCAGCGUGAUGUACAAUGUGUGGCUGCCAUCGAAACAGAGCCUGAUCCGAUCUCAAUGCAACCAGUUGCGGAAUCGCCUCACUUCGCUUGGAACUCUAAAUAGGGCUUUAUUCGAAACUGAUCGUAAUUUUUUUGUCUAA